Pelmatolapia mariae (spotted tilapia) is the source of this 4264-nucleotide messenger RNA. It is a transcript of the gene spred2a, whose product is annotated as sprouty related EVH1 domain containing 2a. The record is from RefSeq and is a predicted model, not a curated record. The coding region runs from base 348 to 1646 and encodes 432 amino acids. Gene Ontology annotation, biological process: multicellular organism development; negative regulation of MAPK cascade. NCBI's taxonomy places the organism in Eukaryota, Metazoa, Chordata, Actinopteri, Cichliformes, Cichlidae. Gene Ontology annotation, molecular function: protein kinase binding. Gene Ontology annotation, cellular component: membrane. The transcript has 6 exons.
CGCUCCUCUCCGUCUGACUCUGAAUCCAACAUGGAGAAAUGAGGAGAUGGGGCUCGUCCGGGGCCAUCCGCACCGACACCAGCGCUCCAUUUUCGGUCACCGCAUUCCAGCCCGCUCCGGUGGGGGAGGAGGAGGAGGUGACGGAGGAGGCAAAAAAGGCGGAGGUGGAGGAGGUGAAGGAGACUGGAUGAGCUCCAGUGACUGAGGACUGGGAGGAGGAGGUGUUGGGGGGGAACACUCACCGGGAUUAACGCCGAGGAGGCGCGGAGGGAGCGGGGGAGGACCGGGCUGCUGCUCCUGCUGAGGAAACAUGAGCACCGCGCGCGCCGCCGCGGUGGGAGCUCCUUAUGACCGGAGGUGAAAUGGGAAACAUGAGCGAGGACACGCGCCCGGACGAUGAUAGCUACAUAGUGCGCGUCAAAGCGGUGGUGAUGACCAGAGACGAGUCGAGCGGCGGCUGGUUGGCGCAGGACGGCUGCCUGAGCAGAGUGGGCGUGUGCAGACUGCUGCCGACCGAGCUGCUGGGACGUAACACGUUCCUGAUCCACGGAGAACGUCUUAAAGACAAGCAGGUGAUUCUUGAGUGCUUCUUAAAGAAGGAUCUAGUCUACACGAAGGCCACGCCCACUUUCCACCACUGGAAGGUGGACAACAAGAAGUGUGGCCUGACUUUCCAGAGCCCGGCCGAUGCCCGCGCCUUUGAUCGCGGCGUGAGAAAGGCCUUGGAGGACCUAACCGAAGGGUCGACCACGUCCUCGUCCACGCUGCAGAAUGAGGCCGAGCUCGGCGAUGAUGACGUCUUCACGACUGCCACCGACAGCUCGUCCAACUCAUCCCAGAAGAGAGAGCCAGCGAUGCACACGCUCACCCCGCCCACCUUCUGUGAACCCCGCCGGCACCACUGCAUCCUGGGACAUUUGUAUGAACAGCAUCGGCCCACUGAGCAUUACUUCCUGGACCAGGUGAGUACGGCGGUGCAUAUGUUUCCUCGUCACGUCAGCUUCCAGUUGGAGGACGAGGAGGUCGUACGCAUCAACCCCCGCGAGCGGACCUGGCUCACCGGCUACGAGGACUACCGCCACGCCAACUCCUCACGCGACAAACUCGCCCAGCUCCACAACCCGGACGCUUGCGUGCACUUUACCAAGAGCGAGCCGGCCAAACGCGACUACGCCUACCCGUACCCUCUGAGCUGCGACGGAAAACCCAGCUGCCUGGAGAUGGGCGGCGGCCACAGGGCGGUGCUGACGGUGCAGCCGCGAGCCCCGGAGCUCAAAGGCAAACUGCGGAAGGAGGACGCAGAGCGCUCGCGCUGCGUUUACUGUCAGGACAUGUUCAAUCAAGAGGACAAUGGGCGGGGCCGCUGCCACGAGGCGCCCGACCCCAUUCAGACGUGCAUCCGGCGCGUGAGCUUCAUGUGGUGCGCGGACAGCCUUCUGUAUCACUGCAUGUCUGAUCCGGAGGGGGAUUACUCAGACCCGUGCUCCUGCGACACCACCGACGAGCGUUUCUGCCUGCGCUGGACGGCGCUGGUGGGCCUGUCGCUGCUCGCUCCCUGCAUGUGCUGCUACGCCCCCCUCAGGGCGUGCUACCGCUGCGGCGUGGCCUGCCGCUGCUGCGGCGGGAAACACAAAGCUGUGGGCUAAAGCGUUGCAGGCCCUGCCCCUUCCACAGUGACAGCUAGGACUCGCAGCAGGAAGCGGGGAGUUGGAGGUCCCUGCGAUAUCUACGUUGUUGUUGUUUUGUCGUCGUUGUCGGUCUUCAUAACUCCAGCUGCAUCUCAACGUCCAGAAGCUUCUGUAUGAGUCUUACAUGAUCAGUACUUUUACGCAGAUGUGUGCACGUUAUAUUUUUACACUCAUGUGUCCUAACGCCCGGAUGCGUGGGUGUGUCUGUCUGUAUGAAUGUUGCUGUAGCGCUCACCCACACCCACACCACCCGUCACAAAGUCAGCUGCUUCACUCGCUGCUGUUAGCCGAAAAAAGCUUUGUUCUGUUCGCCACCAGAAAAAUCACGUUAAUCAGCGAACACGGUGCUCCUGAUGCUGAGCUGACCAAACCUUAACUCAAAGCUAAGGGGUCAGAGGUCGAGCCCCUGUUGUCUGUGGGGUAAACCUCCUCAGCAGGGGUGGGAGCCUGUUCUCUGAGCGUCAUACCGUUAACACGAACCAAAGAGAGACCAACAAAAGUCUACAGCUGCUGUGUUACUAAGCCUCAUGAGGCUUCGUGACGAUUAACGCACUCACCACAAAACGUGCACGCGUCAUAUUCUCGCCGUCCGUCUGUGGUCGUGCGAAAGCCGCUCGUUGAGCUCUCAAACUCCAACGAAGAGCGUUGAUGUUGAGUCGAGAGCGCAUUUGUUCUCGCAGCUCGUCAUGUUUCAAGCUGCAAUGGCGCUGGACAUCGGCUCGCUCGCCUUUCACUUCAAAGAAAACGUCAUUAGUCCAUUUCCUGGACUACGCAGCGUCCACCUUCGUUUUCUUGACAGCUGCCAUGACUCUUCAUCAUCUGUGGCGAUCCUGUGAUGGCGUACAUCACCUGAUUUUGACUCGGACACGCAGCCGUGUAUGUUUGAUUUAUUCGUGCGUAUGUAAAAUAUAAACAUUUCAUUGCUUUGGUCUCGCCGGCCGUAUACGACCUGGAGGCCGAGGUUGCCCACCCCCGCUCUAGUGUAUUUCCUAGUCCACAGCCAGCCAAUCAGCACUGUUCUUCACUCUCAUUGGUUGUUACUGAAGCUGCUUCAACAGAGUAGAGCAGAGUUUGUCCCUGCCGUCAGUACAAGUGGCUGACUUUGAUCAGUUUGAUGGUGAAACGUGUUUCACUGUGCUGGGAGCUCUGGUUUCUGAUCCUUACAGUGGGUAUUUAACUGGUUUCAGUUUAACUGGAGCAGGUAACCCAGCAGGUCUGACCAGUGUGAUGAUGACCAUUUCUAGAGACAGAAUGAUGAUGAGCGAAGCACUUCCUCAGUCCUGAUCACACCUGAGAGUUUCCUUUAAUCACAAAUUUAGGAUCCGAUGCGCUCAGGUGCGGUCUGUGUGCAUCUACCACUGCGGGCAGUCUGUGGUCCGGGAACGCCCCCACGGACACCCCAGGCACUGUCAGUGGGGGUGUUCGUGCUGCAUGCUGCAGGUGAUGCCGGCUCGCUUAAAAAUGCAUCGAAGUAAAAAUGUUGAAUCCUUGAAGGUCCUGGAUCACAGGAAGCUCUGCGUCGAGCAGCAGACGAGGACACUGCGCUGAACACAACAGCUGGUCUGAAGUUUAGUGACGCGGACGUGCCGCUCGAUGUCAGAAGAUUUCAAUCUAAACAAAUAACGAAUCAUGGAGAUCAUCCGCUGGCGCUCUGCUAUUCAGAACAUCUGAAGCGAUGUGGUUUCUCCACUUCACGGCCAAAAGCUCUCGACUAUUGAAACUGUCUCAGAGUAAAGUUUUAACGCAGCUAGAAGAUGAUCCUGGUGUCACAUGUCGGUACAAAGACGACCCUUCAGAUCCCCUGACCUGUUUUACCUUUAGCAGCCGCCCAGUGAUGACACAGGCCUAGAAACUUUUUUAAAUUCCCGUCCCCCGAGACGCUUUGUUGGCCCCUCCCACACGCUCUCUUACUUUCUGCUGACAUCAUGGCCCGGUGAUGUCCACCGGGCUCUAAUUUCAGUUUACGGCUGACGUCAGAAUCUAAACGGUGCCACCUGUAGGCUGAGAGCAGUAUUACAGUCUUGUGAUGUCAUCCAGUAAUAAAUAUGAACAGCAGGUGUGAAACAGUAAAAGUCUAUUUUAUAAAACUGAAAUGACCUGUAAUAUAAACGAUUUCAUUAUGAGCUUCAUUUUUAUAGAAGACGUGUAGCUGUCGUCCGUGACGUGAAACAUACGAUCAGCCUGUAAGAUCCCGCGCCGCCGCCGGUCGGGAGGAUCGCCCGUCUGUCCGACCUGCGUCUCUGCUGACGUGUCCCUCGUGUGUUUUCCUGUCUGUGGCGAGGAAGGUGAACUGAAAGCAGUGUCUGUGUUUGUUAAAGGAAAGUGCCUGAAGCCUCCUCUUCAUCCUGUCCUGAUGUUUCCCUCAAUCAUGUGUAAAGAAUAUAAGGUGAAUUCACAAUUUUGUCUUUUUAUAUAUAAUUCACAUUUGUACCUAUGUAAAAAAACAAAAACACAAAAAGAUUCUAUAUAAAUCUAUGUAUCAGGUGUAUGAUGUACAUUUUCAGUUCUAUUUUUUUAUUGUUUCUAUUAUGUGAGCGAGCCGAGGAGAUGAAUAAACACAAAUGUCAUCUGGAAAU